AUGAUCAUAAUGAAAAAAUUACAAAUACUUCGUGUUGAUAAUGACCUAGUGCAAAAAAUUGAUCUACAAAUAGGUAAUAACAUUAUUGGCCGUAGUGUUGUACCUGGAUGUGACGAUAAUGGAGCUAUCAAGCACGCUGUUACAAUAUAUGUAACAUCUGAUAAUGAAAUGACAAUAACGCCGCGUCAGAUUUCACCAUGUUACAUGAAAUCUGUUGAAUCUUCACAGUGGAAACUUCUUAAACUGGGUAUUACUGUUCCAAUAAAACCAGGAGAUAUUUGUUCUUUGAUACCUGACAAGUGUUGGUUUAAAGUUUUAUUAGUACCUGACAAUAUGGAUACAUUGAAACGAAAAGUUAAUGAUGCUAUAGAUUACAACAUGUCUGGUAAAAAAUGUUGUUCAAAAUCAGGAGAAGGAGAUAAUUUAGGAACUCCCUGUGAUAUAUUAAAUGAAAUGAUAAGUGAGAAUAACAAUAAUGAUAUAACUAAAGCAAAACCUGAUCACACUGAUUCAAAAGAUGAUAAUUUGUCAAAUCUUAAAGAUAUCACAAGUACGACAGAAGAGAAAUGUGAGGAAGUUUGUGGUGCAAGUUCUAAGGAUAAAGGUAAAGAGUAUGAUUCGAGUGAUAAAUUAACAUCUGAACUUCAAAAUACAGAUCAACCUUGUAAAGAAGAGGAAGAUGUUAAUAACUUACAAAAUGAAAGUAAAGCAGAAACAACUAUUCCUACAAGUGAAUCAAAUGUUUCUACUACUACUACAACAGUAAAUACUCCCAGAAGGGAGAAAUGCAAAUAUGGCGAAAAAUGCUACAGAAAAAAUCCACAACAUAAGGCUGAAUUCAGUCACCCCGAGGAUGCAGAUUACAAUAUUCCUGACAACAGAGAAGAAUGCCCUUAUGGAUCGCGAUGUUAUCGUAAAAAUCCUCAACAUAAAAUGCAAUUUAAACAUACUAGUAGAAAUACUAGAAAUGAAUGUUCUAGACAGCGUCGAAAUCGAAGUCAGACAACAGUCUUCUCAGGCACUUUAUCAGAUUUCGAGGAUACUUCCGAGGAAGAAUCUAUUGACGAAUCUGAGUAUGAACCUUCUAGCGACUUAGAAAAAUUCGACGAUGAUGAAGUAUAUUCCGAUAAUAAUCGAAGCGAAGACGAUUGAUUAAGGAAGAUAAAUAUUUGAAUACUUUAAGAUUUUUCGGUAUUUUUAAAUUAUUUAUGUAGUUGUAGCUUAUAUAUGGCGAAAUGUAUAUUAAUGUAUAAUAAAUAUUUUUAUAUUGA
This is a messenger RNA of Osmia bicornis bicornis, 1271 nucleotides long. RefSeq names its product aprataxin and PNK-like factor. The record is from RefSeq and is a predicted model, not a curated record. The coding region runs from base 1 to 1152 and encodes 383 amino acids. The transcript has 7 exons. Gene Ontology annotation, biological process: double-strand break repair. Gene Ontology annotation, cellular component: site of double-strand break; nucleus. Gene Ontology annotation, molecular function: protein binding; 3'-5' exonuclease activity; DNA-(apurinic or apyrimidinic site) endonuclease activity. NCBI's taxonomy places the organism in Eukaryota, Metazoa, Arthropoda, Insecta, Hymenoptera, Megachilidae.